CGAGGAGAGUCAAACAUGAAAAGGAAGAAGGGGUUCGGUUUCCCACCGCCACCCCUCUCUUCGAGCGGGCGUGGCGAAUGGCAGGUCCCAAGGCCGCAGCUUCCGCCGGCGCCGGUGGCUAGGCUCGCCUUUGCCCUGGGUCGUGGGGUCCUUUUUGGUACCAAGGCCGCAGCAUUCAUGAUGAACGUAAUUCAGAUUGUUCGUGACCACUGGGUACAUAUACUUGUGCCUGUGGGAUUUGUCCUUGGAUGUUAUCUAGACAAAAAGAGCGAUGAAAAGCUAACUGCCUUCCGGAACAAGAGUUUGUUGUUUAAAAGGGAAUUGAGACCCAAUGAAGAAGUCACCUGGAAGUAAAGGCUGUGACUGAAAUACAGAAUGUUCACAUUUUAAAAAUUGGGAGAGAAAUAAAAACACAUUCAUUAUUU
Neofelis nebulosa (Clouded leopard) is the source of this 425-nucleotide messenger RNA. It is a transcript of the gene NDUFB1, whose product is annotated as NADH:ubiquinone oxidoreductase subunit B1. Gene Ontology annotation, cellular component: mitochondrion. Lineage: Eukaryota; Metazoa; Chordata; Mammalia; Carnivora; Felidae. The coding region runs from base 16 to 354 and encodes 112 amino acids. The transcript has 3 exons. The record is from RefSeq and is a predicted model, not a curated record.